AUGAGUGGAUUCGUAGGUGAUCUUUCUCCAGAUCAGGAGAAAUUCCUAUUGGAAAUAAAAAGAAAACUAAAAGAAAAUAAUGAUAGUAUAGUGUUGGAAGAGAAAGCAAAGUUGGAUGACUCCAUGAUUUUGAGAUUCUGCAGAGCUCGAAAAUGGAAUCUCAAUGAUGCAUAUACUAUGUUAUUUAAUGCUCUAUUGUUUAGAGCAACAUUCCAAAAUACAGGUGUUGAUGCAAUUACAGAGGAAACCGUGGACAAUGAAAUGAAAGCAGGAAAGAGUUUCUUCCAUGGCUCUGACAAAGAAGGACGACCCGUUUGCAUAGUAAGAACAAGAAAGCACGACUCUAGUCAACGAGACUUGGAGGAGGCACAACGAUAUUGCGUGUAUGUCAUGGAAACAGGUAAAGCCUUACUUCCACCAGGCAUCGAAACCUGUACUUUAAUUUUUGAUAUGUCAAGCUUCAGCACUAAAAAUAUGGAUUAUCCUCUUGUUAAGUUUAUGGUUGAUAUGUUUCAGAAAUACUAUCCAGAAUCAUUGGCUAGAUGUUUAAUAUUAAAUGCACCUUGGGUGUUUAUGGGUGUUUGGAAUAUCAUUAAGCAUUGGCUCGACCCAUACACCGUAUCAAAGAUUAGCUUUGUCAAGACAAGACAGCUUAUCGACUACAUUCCAGCAGAUCAACUAUUGAUGGCUUAUGGUGGAGAGAGCAAGUUCAAGUACACCUAUAAAGGAACAGUCGUUGAAGACUAA
Molecule: messenger RNA, 747 nt
Organism: Heterostelium album PN500
Lineage: Eukaryota; Evosea; Eumycetozoa; Acytosteliales; Acytosteliaceae
Product: CRAL-TRIO domain-containing protein
Exons: 3
Coding region: 1-747 (248 amino acids)
Source: RefSeq, a predicted model, not a curated record